Molecule: messenger RNA, 1935 nt
Organism: Monomorium pharaonis (pharaoh ant)
Lineage: Eukaryota; Metazoa; Arthropoda; Insecta; Hymenoptera; Formicidae
Gene: Trmt61
Product: tRNA (adenine(58)-N(1))-methyltransferase catalytic subunit TRMT61A
Exons: 3
Coding region: 384-1241 (285 amino acids)
Biological process (GO): tRNA methylation
Cellular component (GO): tRNA (m1A) methyltransferase complex; nucleus
Source: RefSeq, a predicted model, not a curated record
ACCAAAGCUUCAGAUUUGACGGCAAUACAGCAUUGCUCAGUUGCACAAAAAUUUGAUGCUAGUUGAUCGACAUGACUGCUUCCAUCCUGAUCUUAAUUUAAAGAAGCGUCAAUUUUAAUAUAAGAUUUAUACUGUGUCCAUAUAAGAAACGCAAUUGAAUUUUACCAAUGUUGAUACUGAAAUAGCUGAGUAAUUUCCAGUCUAGUUGAGAAAAUUAAGGGAUUGUAGAAACCCAGGAUAGUUUAUAAAAAAAAAGUAUUAAACAAUAAUUAAAAAAUAAUUUGCAAAGAAAUAAUAAAUAAUUUUGGUAUAUAACUUUACGUAACUAAUUUUACACAUAAGUUUUAAACACAUGCAAAGUAGAAUUUAAGUUAUGCGAAAAAAUGAGUUUCAAAGCAACUAAAGAAAUUAUAGAAGAUGGAGAUAUUGUUAUUUUAUAUUUAAAUCCAAACAAUAUGUAUUCUCUGGAAGUAAAAGCGAAAAUUUGUAAUAAAAGAGGCCAAAUCAUAGACAAUGUGUUCAAUACCACUUAUGGUGCAUUGAAAGUUAUCUCUCUCAUCGGGCAAAAGUAUGGUUCAAAAGUAGAGUUAACUCGAGGCUGGGCAUAUGUGUUACAGCCAACACCAGAGCUCUGGACGCUCAUGUUGCCUCACAGAACUCAAAUUAUUUAUAGUCCAGACAUAAGUCUUAUUAUACACUUAAUGGAACUUAGACCAGGAAGUAUAGUUGUCGAAACAGGUACUGGUAGUGGCUCUUUAUCUCACUCAUUAAUACGAGCGAUACGUCCAAGUGGUCAUUUGUACACCUUUGAUUUUCAUGAACAGCGCAUAUCUAUUGCUAGUGCAGAAUUUAGAAAACAUGGUUUGAGUGACUUUGUAACUUUGAAGAAAAACGACGUUUGUUUAGAAGGAUUUGGAGAAGAGUUGAACCACAAAGUUGAUUCAGUAUUUCUGGAUCUUCCACAUCCAUGGUUAGCUAUAGAUCAUGCCAUUGUUGUUUUAAAGAAAACAGGUGGAAAACUCUGCUUUUUCUCUCCUUGCAUCGAACAAGUUCAACGUACUUACGCAAAACUGAUUCGCAAAGGAUUUAUAGAAUUACAUACAUACGAAUGCUUGCAAAAAGAAAUAAACGUCCAAAAUAGAUCUUUGCCAAUAUUAGAUUUGGAAUGCUUGAAGUAUAAGGUUGGUAUAGUUUUUAAUAUAUUUUUUGAAAAUAAAAUAACAGUGAUGAUGGAGACAUAAGAGUUGUGUCUCUGUGCCAAAGAUUCAGAUUCAAAUUUGUUCAGAACAAUAUCAAAUUUUUAAUUACCAUCUCUCGGAAGACAAAUCACCGAGAGUUUUUGCCAAGAACUUUUGCCAAGGAAUUAUAAAGUGUCACAAUAAACAAUCUAUCACAUUAUUACAAUGAUAUUUUAAAAGGUAACGUUUUCAAAUGUAGAGUUGUUAUAAUGUUAUUAUGAAAUAUAGUAUUAUGAAAUGUAAGGGAUCAGGUUCGUUCCGAUAAAGAUUAGAGCCCAGAUAGUAUUGAACAUGUUAUGAGUGACACACUCAUACCGAUAAGAAAGGUGUCAGUAACACCGAUGACGUAAGUCGGUCAGCUGCAGCAGUCAGCAUCGAGCGCAUUGCGCGAGGUUCCGCGCAAUCCACUCGACAAUUAGCGCAAUGCUCCUUAGACAGCUGUCUAAGCAAGGUUUUGGAAUACUGACUUAUUUUUGCGCCCUCACGCAAUCCUCCCUUUCUCUCGAUUCGACUACCGAAUUUACAAAUAUAUAAACCGCCAAAAAAAGUGAGGGACGGGUCAAUCCGAAGUCGACAAACCGAGAUAGCCAGACUCUGCUUUGCGGGGUCGUGGACAGUGCACUCAUAGACGCGACACUGUCGCGAUCUAACCGCACACUGUAAAAACAGACUUUAUAAUAAAAGUGCUCAACACAAA